Humulus lupulus (European hop) is the source of this 874-nucleotide messenger RNA. RefSeq lists its product as uncharacterized. The transcript has 3 exons. The record is from RefSeq and is a predicted model, not a curated record. Bases 185 to 874 code for a protein of 229 amino acids. Lineage: Eukaryota; Viridiplantae; Streptophyta; Magnoliopsida; Rosales; Cannabaceae.
GGUUGUGGAAGAUGUGUACAAGCUUGGUCUAUGUCUGUUUGUUGAGGGGGUUCUGAAUGCCAUUGAGGGCAAGUUGCACAUUUGGCGAGAUAUUCUAAAAAUUGUUGAGAAUGUAGAGUACUUCUUCAGCUAUCCAUGGGGGACGUACUCUUAUAGGAGGCUAUUGCAUUCUUGUAAGAAGGACAUGGUGAAGCAAAAGGCCAACUAUGAUGCCAAGAAGGAUGCCAAGGUGCAGCAAGAGUCCAAGUACAGUAUGUAUGGUUAUGCCCCGGCCUUACAGUACUGGGCAUAUGAGGCUAUCCAACAUCUUGCAGUGGAGCUUGUUGUGAGCUCGGGAAACAUGUUCCCGAGGAUGCUUAGUUGGUCGCAUCGGAGGAACAAGGAUUUCACCAAGUCCGUCAUCGCACCGAUAUUAUUGAAGAAGAAUUUAAUUGUUCUUCCGAUGUUGAAGCCUCGGCCAGCAGAAAAAGACUAUUACUUGUCUUUGACUGAGGGAGAUCUUCCCCUUUAUCCUGGGCUUGGCCAAGAUCCCUCGGAGACUGAUGAGGAGGAGGAUGCGACUUUUGAGAAAAUCGGAGAGAUAGUUUCUCAGGCAGCCAAGAUAUCAAGUCGGGGGAGGAGGUACACUCAGAAAGUAAGGGCAAGACAAAGGUUAUUUGCAAUGGAGAAUAACAAUCAAGGAGACAACAAUACUGGUGCUAAUGAUGGUGGAGAUAAUGCCCAAGCAAUUUCACCACCACAACCACAACAACAAAGAGCAGUUUGUGAUUUCUGUAUGCCCGUUGUUAAUGAGAACCUCACUAUAAUUGUUAAUCCCGCUAUUACUGCUAAUAAUUUUGAGUUGAAGCCAACAUUGAUAAAUAUGGUGCAAUAG